UCAGUGUGUGUCAGUGUCAGCUGGACCUGCAAUCAGACAUUGUGCUUCUCUAGUUAUUUACUAACAGGCGAGAGUGGUUCAUCCUAUAGACAUUGUACCAAUUGCUUUGUACAGAGCAAGAGCCCAGACCCCGGAGAAGCUAAAAGCAGCCCAUGUAAUAUUUUUCCUUUUGGUUUUACUUUGCUUUGUCUAAAGCGAGGAAGUGCACUGAAUCCUGCAGUUAGGUUAAUAUCGUUUAUAUUCCAAAAAGUGCCCCUAAAGAAGAAGUGGCUCUUAGCAGUGCUCUCUUUAGCUAGUAUGGUGGAGGCGAUUUUGGUUGACUUUUCAAACUUUGUUUUUCACUCUCCAAAUGACCGUACCCAGGAGUGGCUUAGCAAUGCUAUGGAAAUCAUCAAAGCGCACAGCAAGAUCAAGUGUCCAUAUGUUUUUGUGUUCUACCUCGAGAGAGAUACAAACAAUAUCAAUAAAGAUAUCCAAAGCAUUUUACUUAAUUUAUCAGAACAAAUUCCUGUGCCAAAGGAAAACAUCGAUGUCUUAGUGUAUCCAAGUAUGGCUGCCAUCUUGUACAAUGUUAAGCAGAAAAUUGAUAAGCUGAAUCUCAGCACUAUAAAUGUCAUCAUGCCUGUCAAUAAGAAAGCCAUGAUGGAUGUGUACAUCAAUCAACUAUUUACUGCAGUUUAUGAAUUCACAUUUGAAAGACUUGCUACAAGAAAUGAAGGUGGAAUAAAAUUGGAAGCAUCAGUACCUUGCACGAAGGACAAUAAUGUCCUCACUGACCAACAUGCUGAUGAAAUCUGUAAGGAUAUUUGGACAUUUCUAGGGCAACUCAAAGGACUUAUGGGACAGAUUGCAAUUCUCCAUUCUCCACUGAUCCCAGAUGUAUUCCUUCAUGGCUUUACAACAAGAUGUGGUGGCAUAUCCUAUAUACCAAGCCUCAGUUCCUUGAACCUUUUCAGCAGCUUUAAACGUAGAGAUCCAAAGGCUGUGAUUAAUGAGAAUAUACGGCGCUUGGCCACAACUGCAGGAUUUAACCCCAAAAUCUACUACCUCGCAAAGGUAAACCAUGGAAACACCAUCUGGACUAUGGGGAGACCGGAGCCAGCGAACUAUGAUGGAAUUGUGACCAACCAGAAAGGAGUCACCAUAGCAGCACCAGGAGCUGACUGCAUCCCUUUGAUCUUUGCUGAUCCUGUCCAAAUAGCAUGUGGAGCAGCUCAUGCAGGUUGGAGAGGUACUCUGGCUGGAGUGGCUAUAGCUACAGUAAACACAAUGAUGACUGAGUUUGCCUGCAGUAUGAAGGAUAUUCGAGUGGUGAUGGGACCUUGUGUGGGCGAGUGCUGCUUUACACUGCACCAAGAGGCAGCUGAAGAAUUUAUCAAGAUAGACUCGAGCUGCGUGAGAAACACAGAUGGAUCCAAACCUCAUGUGAAUCUUAGACAAGCAACCAGAGUGUUGCUGGAACGUGAAGGGAUUUUAUCAGAAAAUAUAUGUGAUGUUUCCACUUUUAAUCCAAGCAACAAAGGUACUCUUUGUACUGCUUGUCAGCCUGAUAUGUUCUUUUCACACACUCGGGAUGGGCAAAACUUUGGAACCCAAAUUGGAUUCAUAUCUGUCAGAGACUAAAAGCAAAUAUCCAAACUCGUAGAGUGCCUUCUAUUGGUGUCCAAUGGUGCCACCUGCUGGUACCUAUUCUCUUCUAUAAGGUGAAUAGCUGAGUGGAAUAUUACCUGAAAACUAUUUUCUCUUUGGUGCAUCAAUUGCUAUUUGCUACUUGCUUUUUCAACAGAAGGAAUUCCUCCAAGCUGACUUUGUGAAUCCUGAUAGCAAAGGUGUUUUUCUAACAAUAGUUUCACAAUGAUCUUUAAUAAUGCAUUUAAGCGCAUUUAAGUGCUCUGAGAUGCCGUCCGGCGUAGAUGGCGCUAUAUAAAUCCAAGUUAUUGUUGUUGUAACAAAAGCAAAUUAUUUUCUAUUUUUGGAUACAAUAUGGCACCUAGGUUUUGCACACAUCUUUCAGUGAAGUACGAUGCAUAUUAUGUGAGAAAAACUUUGAAGAUUAAUUUUAUCAUAAUUUUUACAUUUUGUUUUUUUUAUAUACAAAAUGUGUCCUGGCCAACAAUCAAUAAAUGUUGUCAUUCACUCUA
Molecule: messenger RNA, 2141 nt
Organism: Callorhinchus milii (elephant shark)
Lineage: Eukaryota; Metazoa; Chordata; Chondrichthyes; Chimaeriformes; Callorhinchidae
Product: laccase (multicopper oxidoreductase) domain containing 1
Exons: 7
Coding region: 298-1623 (441 amino acids)
Molecular function (GO): copper ion binding
Source: RefSeq, a predicted model, not a curated record